Phytophthora nicotianae INRA-310 is the source of this 1947-nucleotide messenger RNA. RefSeq lists its product as hypothetical. The coding region runs from base 1 to 1947 and encodes 648 amino acids. Lineage: Eukaryota; Oomycota; Peronosporomycetes; Peronosporales; Peronosporaceae. Gene Ontology annotation, cellular component: membrane; endoplasmic reticulum. The transcript has a single exon. Gene Ontology annotation, molecular function: long-chain fatty acid-CoA ligase activity. The record is from RefSeq and is a predicted model, not a curated record.
AUGGUUGGAGUCUGGAAACUAGACGAAGUUGCUACUGUACGCGUACCCAGCCCCAAGAACGGUGAAAGCAACCAAGCUUCUCGCGAACCGACCACCCUCAUCAACACCUUCAAGACCACCGUCGCUAGAUGUCCGAACGACAAGGCUCUCACCAUUAAGAAGGACGGUCAGUGGGUCUCCCACACGUGGCAACAGUACUACGAUACCAGUCGACGGUUCGCACGAGCCCUCAUUCAAGUCGACGUACAGCCUCAUGAGGCCGUCAAUGUGCUCGGUGAGAACUGCCCCGAAUGGUUAUUCACCUACAUGGGCACCGUUCUGGCAGGCGCAGUGAUCGCUGGAAUCUACGGCACAAGCAACGCUGAAGCCUGUCAACACGUCUCAGCACACUGCGAAGCCAAGGUUGUGGUGGUAUCUGACAAGGUCCAGCUCGACAAGUACUUGUCGGUCUUGGAUCAACUACCAGCACUGAAGGCUCUAGUAGUGUGGAACGAGACUGACGUACCCCAAGACACCAAGUAUCGUGUUCCAGUCUAUUCGUUCAGCGACUUUCUUCAACUCGGCGAUUCAGUGGACGGAAGCUUGGUUGAAGACCGUAUGGCUGCUCAACUCCCUGGCCACUGCUGCUCACUCAUAUACACGUCUGGAACGACGGGUCCACCGAAGGCUGCAAUGAUUUCUCACGAUAAUUUGACGUGGAUCACUGAGGCAGCUUUGAAUGCCCACCCAGAAGCACGUGCUGCGAAGCGAAGUGUGAGUUUCUUGCCGCUUUCUCAUAGUGCAGCUCAACUUCUGGAUAUCCACGUGCCUUUGGUCAUCGGCUCCGAAGUGUAUUUUGCUGGACCAGAUGCGCUUCGUGGAGGAUUGUUGGCUACGCUACAAGAGGUGCGACCUCACUACUUCUGCGGUGUCCCUCGUGUGUGGGAGAAAAUGAUGGACGCACUCAAGGAGAAGCUUGGUUCUGCCCCUGAAGGACUGAAGAAGUCGCUGCUGACGUGGGCUAUGGAACGGAGCUGGGCCUACUUGGAGCAGACUCAGUACGGAUCAACACCCAGUGGCUUUGGUAUCCGAUUCAGCGUUGCCGAUUAUUUGAUCCUCAGCAAGAUUCGACACGCACUGGGGCUCGAUGAGUGCACUACUUUCCUCACUGGUGCCGCUCCUACUUCUCUGGAAGUCAUGCGCUUUUUCGCUUCUCUGAACAUGCCGCUGUACGAACUCUACGGACAAACAGAGUCUACGGGACCACUCACCUUCAGUAUGCCGAAUAAAUGGAAGCUGGGAACUGUUGGUCCUCCACUGGAGGGAACUCAAGCUCGAAUCGACCCGGACACAGGUGAGAUUCAAUACACUGGUCGUCACGUCUUCAUGGGUUAUCUUCACGAUGAAGAGGCCACUAAGAAAACUGUCGACGAGAACGGCUGGUUAUACUCAGGAGACAUUGGUGAGAUCGACGAGGACGGCUUCCUCUCCAUUACUGGACGUCUCAAAGAGCUCAUCAUCACUUCCGGAGGUGAAAACAUCCCACCUGUGCUCAUUGAGAACGAGAUCAAAGCAGAACUUCCGGCGCUAUCCAAUGUUAUGGUCAUCGGAGAAAAGCGCAACUACCUCACCUUCCUCUGCUCUUUACGAGUAGAACCUGACCCUGCUACUGGAGCACCCACCGACAAACUGGACAAGGUGGCUCUGGCUGUUGCUAAGGAGAUCGGUAGUGAUGCCGCCACUGUCUCGGACGCUCAAUCGUGCGAGAAGUUCCGUGAGUACAUCAGCGAAGGUAUGAAGCGCGCCAACACCAAGGCUGCUUCGCGGGCUCAACACGUGCAGAAGUUCUUCAUCAUCCCUCGUGAUUUUAGCAUUGGCGGCAACGAGUUGACUCCAACGAUGAAGGUCAAGCGUUCAGUGGUGGAGAAGGUGUACAUGAAAGAGAUAGAGAAGAUGUACACUUCGUAA